Molecule: messenger RNA, 366 nt
Organism: Glarea lozoyensis ATCC 20868
Lineage: Eukaryota; Fungi; Ascomycota; Leotiomycetes; Helotiales; Helotiaceae
Exons: 2
Coding region: 1-366 (121 amino acids)
Source: RefSeq, a predicted model, not a curated record
AUGCGUCUCCGAAAUUUAUUCAGAUCGAGAUCGAGCGAGGAGAGAAUAAAAGGAAGUGCGCAGUGGAGGAAUAAAAUAAUUGAAGAAGAAAAUGAGAGGAAUGUGAGAGAAAGCGGGAAGAACUAUGGGGAGAUCAGAAUUACGAAAUGGUGGAGUGGUGGAAAUGUGAGUGGGGAUGGAUAUGAGAAAUUGGAGGGGGAGAAGGUUGUGAAAGAGACGGCUAUGCCUUGGGGUUGUCAUGAUUGCAUGGUAUUCAACUACGCCGCGAAUAACAGCUGUACGAGAUGUGGACAUGGCAAAUGUGUUGAAUGUGGAAUUUGGGGUCAGACUAGGGGUGCAUUGGUUAUUCCUAUGUGGAUAUUCUAG